GAUAAUGUUAAAAUUAUUUUUGAAAUAACAUAACCUUUAAAAAUGUUAUUGACGAGAAAUUUUAAAAAUUUUCAUUCAAAUUACCAGAAGAAACUCACUAAAUGGACUUGUAUUACGUGUGUCAGAGCAAAGAGUUCAGCAAAACCGAACACAAAGACAUAUUCAAGUACAAUAUUAUUUCCUAAAACAGAUUUUCCUGCAAGAUCAUCUGUGGAUAAGGAUGAAAUACAAAAGAGAGCUCAGUUUUCUCAAUUGUAUAACUGGCAGAGAGAACACCUGAAUGGGAAUGAGUUUGUCUUGCACGAUGGCCCACCAUAUGCCAAUGGAGACUUGCAUAUGGGCCACGCUGUUAAUAAAAUAAUAAAGGACGUAAACAAUAGAAGUCAAAUACUCCAAGGCAACAAAGUGCACUAUGUCCCUGGCUGGGAUUGCCACGGCUUACCCAUCGAGUUUAAGGCUCUUCAAGCAAAAAAGACGAAAGAUAGCCAAUCUGACCCAGUACAUACGAGGCAAAUAGCGAGAAACUUUGCCUUAGAGACUGUUGAGAAACAGAAAGCAUCGUUUGAAAGUUGGGGCGUCAUGGCAGAUUGGAAUGAACAAUGUUACUUAACCCUAAAUAAAGAUUAUGUUCAGAAUCAACUGAGGCAGUUCUAUAAGAUGUAUAAGUCCGGGCUUAUUUAUAGAGCUCUAAAACCAGUUUAUUGGUCUCCUUCUUCGAGAACAGCUCUAGCAGAGGCUGAGUUAGAAUACGAUCCUCAGUUUAAAAGUAAAGAGGUUUAUGUUAAGUUCCAAAUGGAAAAUCUGCCUGAAGCAGCAAGAAAUGUUGCCGGUGGGAAGCCAAUAUCAGCAUUAGUAUGGACGACAACACCAUGGACCCUCAUAGCAAACAAGGCUAUUGCCUUCAACCCCAACAUGACAUACUGUGUGGUCAUGUUCAGUACAAGGAAAGAACUAUUUCUGAUAGCAAGUGAUCAAGUUGAAGAGUUGAAGAUGGUUUUGAAUUGUGAUAUAAACACGCUGGUCGAUAUUCCAGGUAAAGAUCUCCAAGACUGUACCUACAAGAGUGAACUAACGAAGGAAGUCCUGCCCUUUUUGGAGGCGGGUCACGUGACGAAGGGCAAAGGGACAGGGCUAGUUCACACUGCGCCCGCGCACGGGCCGGAUGACUUUUUAGUCGCUUUGAGGAAUAAUAUGAUUGUGGAGUGUAACGUAGACGAAUUAGGUCGUUACACAAACUUAGGACCUGACUACGAUGGUCUCCAAGUACUUACCGAAGGUCAAGAGGUGAUCUUAGAGAAACUUGAAGAUUCCAUCGUUCAUCAAGGGACGUACAUUCACUCGUACCCCCUGGAUUGGAGGACUAAGAAGCCGGUCAUCAUCAGGGCUAGUCACCAGUGGUUUAUUGAUACAUCCGCUUUAAAGGAACAAGCGUUGGCAGCUCUAGAUAAAGUGGUGAUUCUACCGCCAGUAACAGCCGACCAGUCUAGACAAGGCUUUAGGGCGCAAUUAGAAAAAAGGCCAUAUUGGUGUAUAUCGAGGCAAAGGGCCUGGGGGGUGCCCAUACCUGUGCUGUAUAAAGGAAGUGACGUCAUUGUUGAAGAAGAUAUAAUAGAAAAAUUAUGCGAAUUAAUAAACAAACGCGAUACAGAUGCUUGGUGGACUUGUGAUGUUAAGGAAUUGAUACCAGAUAGUGUAGUCGAGAAAUAUGAUUUAGAUACUAGUGAUGUGACUAAAGGAAAGGACAUAAUGGACAUCUGGCUAGACUCAGGGCUGUCCUGGCAGACCCUUAGCAAUAAAAAAGCGAGUCUUUACUCCGAAGGUAUAGACCAGUUAACUGGCUGGUUCCAGGCUUCCUUGCUUACGUCACUGGCCCUGAAAGGGGAAGCGCCUUAUGAGUAA
Messenger RNA from Melitaea cinxia (Glanville fritillary), 1899 nucleotides. RefSeq names its product isoleucine--tRNA ligase, mitochondrial (gene IleRS-m). The record is from RefSeq and is a predicted model, not a curated record. Bases 43 to 1899 code for a protein of 618 amino acids. The transcript is spliced from 10 exons. Gene Ontology annotation, molecular function: aminoacyl-tRNA deacylase activity; isoleucine-tRNA ligase activity; ATP binding. Gene Ontology annotation, biological process: isoleucyl-tRNA aminoacylation. Gene Ontology annotation, cellular component: cytosol. Lineage: Eukaryota; Metazoa; Arthropoda; Insecta; Lepidoptera; Nymphalidae.